Molecule: messenger RNA, 3053 nt
Organism: Anguilla anguilla (European eel)
Lineage: Eukaryota; Metazoa; Chordata; Actinopteri; Anguilliformes; Anguillidae
Product: paired mesoderm homeobox protein 2-like
Exons: 4
Coding region: 394-1128 (244 amino acids)
Biological process (GO): regulation of DNA-templated transcription
Molecular function (GO): DNA-binding transcription factor activity, RNA polymerase II-specific; DNA binding
Source: RefSeq, a predicted model, not a curated record
AUGAGGUCCCGGUGUCACUGUGGGUCAGAUCUACUCUUACAAAAUUACACGAGCGUGAUCGAGUAAGACGAGUGAGUCAUACCGGGUCUCAUAAGGCUUUAUUCAUUUUCAUUUGUUGUCAAAGGAGAGACGAGCGUUGGGGGUUGAAAACUUAACUCUUCGGUACCAUUUAGGGGAGUAAAAAUGUACAGCUUGUGCUGGUGUGGAAGUAGUUUUUUUAUUUUUAAACGAGACGUCAUUCUGAAAGGCGGACAAGGCAUUUUGAAGGAAAAAUGGACCCUGUUUACUUCCUUUGAAUGAUCCUGACAUUUCAGUGCAUCAGCCGACAAACAGUAGAGAACGGUUUAAAUAAACGGUGUGAAAUAUUUUCGACAAUUGGAGCGUUCAAGAGGGAUGGAUACGGGGUAUUUGCCGGAAAAACAAUUUACUCCUAACCCCCUUAGCAGGAUGGACACUGUUGACGGUAGCCAAAACAGGAAAAACUUUAGCGUGAGCCAUCUUCUGGACCUGGAAGAAGUGUCGGUCAUGAACUGCAUAAAGGAACCGGCUGUGGUGAUGAAGGACGUCGGGAAAGGACUUAAGGAACAAUCUGCCGCGAGUAGCGGAAGCGAGGCAGCCUUACAGGACACUGAUAGCCAGACUCCGGAGCAGAACCUGGUCAAGAGGAAGAAGAAACAACGCCGCAGUCGGACCACAUUCAACAGCAGCCAGCUGCAGGCCUUAGACAGGGUCUUUGAGCGCACGCACUACCCUGACGCCUUCGUGCGUGAGGAGCUGGCUCGGCAGGUCAACUUAAGUGAGGCCCGGGUUCAGGUAUGGUUCCAGAAUAGAAGGGCCAAGUUCCGUCGGAAUGAGAGGGCUGUUCUGGCCAGCCGCUCAGCUAACCUGCUCAAGUCCUACAACCAGGAGGCAGCCAUUGAGCAACCAGUGGCCCCACGCCCCACCCCCCUCAACUCUGACUACCUAUCCUGGUCCUCUUCCACACCCUGCAGCCCAGCCCCUUCCUAUAGCCCCUCGAGCGCACCAGUGGCUGGACAGGGGGUCAAUAUGGCCAACAGCAUCGCUAGCCUGCGGCUCAAAGCCAAGGAGUACAGCCUGCACCAGAGCCAGGUGCCCACAGCUAACUGAGCAUCCUACCCGUCGGCCCUGCCAGACAAACCCAGAACGUGCCAAGGUCACAGACCCACAGAGACUAAGGACAUGCCAGCAAAGAAUACUGAUUACCCUGAAAUUUCCAGAAGCACUGUGUGUGCAUUCUUGCCCAGCAACAGCACUGAAUCAUGGACACUGGAAAAUCACAGACACUGUGUUCCUUGAAGUGAGGCUUUAAGGAACACAGUGAUGACGUGUUGCUCUAGUAUGGCAGGUAUAGAUUUUUUUGUACACUCCAUUUUUUGUUUUCUUGAUGCUGGCUUGAUGUUACGUUUUCUAAUCAUAUUUAUCUAAAUUGCUUCAGUUUGAUUGGGUUCUAUUCGAUUUCCUGUAUUGUAUUGUUUUCUCAUUUAAAGUGUAUAAUCUAUGAUGUAUCAUAUACAGGGUUUGAGAGUCAGCCAAGAUUCAGACAGAUUUUUUGUCAUAGUUGACUUGCAAUGAUAUUAUGUGUUCUUGGUGAUCACCAAAAUUAUAUUCAGUGCAAAUUGAAAGCUGUUAUUAAAUGCAAAUGUAACUACAGUAAAUUUGCUAGGUAAAGUUAAGGGGAAUUUUUUAUUGAAGCCUGGUGACCUUUAUCAAAUCAAAAUCAAACCAAAUUUUAUUUGAAUAGCAUAUUUUACAGCAGUUGUCACAAAACGCUUUGCAGACAACCCUGGCCUAAACCCCCACAGGAGCAAGUGUACGGCAACAGUGGCAAGGAUAAACUCCCUCUGGCAGAUGGGAAAAAACCAGGCUCUAGUGUUUAUGUCAAGCCCCAUUUAUCAGAUGCCAUUAGAUAGAAUGUUUUUUAUUCCACAUUUGUUAUAUUGUGAAUGACAAUUGCAGAAAUACUUUUCGGUCCAAUCCUGUUUUUCUGUAACAGAAGACAGCAGACAUUGAGCAUUGUAAUCUGAUUUGACACAUCCAAUUUGAGUUCGUCCAAAAAGAAGAAUAUUCAGCUAAUAGGAGUUGAAACAACAAAACCUAGUCACAGGCAGUGAAGCAGAUAAGAGAUGGUUAAUGGUUAGGUUUUUUGAAAUGGGAAGUGUGCAUUACAGGCAUUUUUUGAGAAUGUAUGAGAUUAUUCUAUAAUCCAAAAGUCAGUUAUUUCCCUUCUCAAAUAUGAGUGGAAUUAUCUAUUUUAGGGUAUAGGGUGCAGAUUGAUAGCAAAGAGCUUGAAGCCUGAAAGGGGACACUAUAUUGAUAGUCUUAGCCCCUUAAUGCAGACUGGUGCUGUGCCACAGUGCUAGUAGAUAAGCUCUCAGAAAUAAUUCAAGUAAAACUUGUUUGUUUUGAAACCAACAAACAGAACAGGCAGAACUGUUCUGGAUUUAUAGAUUUUAAAGCUGGAGAAUAACAUAGCUUUUCCAUAAAUGAGACAAAAACAUUUGGGAGGAUUGGGUGGUAUCCCAACUUUCAUUCUCUCCUUAUCACAACACUUCCAGUCAAAGAUUGGUAGUUGGGGUGAGUGAAUAUGAUGAUCACUAUCCUCUUUCUUCAUUUAUUGUUUCUCACCUUGCUCUAAAGUAAUGGCUGUUUGCUCCCCAUUUAAGUAACAAUUACGCUACACAAUACAGCUGUUUCAAAUGUAAUGCAUUAAGUUGAUAAAUACAUCCUGUUUAGAAGACAAGAUAAAAAAUCUCACAAUGGGAAACCUCAGGUAGCAUUGUUUGGAAUAGUGCUUGUAUAGUUUGUGUGAAGUAAUGUGGCCCAAAUGGCAUUGUUUAGAGAUGAAGAGAUAUUUUCGCCAAAUGUUCAUUUAAGGAAUGGAGAAUUUGUAGCUACUUUGUAAUUCGUCAUUUUUGAAUGUUUCAGACAUUUUUGUUGAGGGUAGAACAUAACUUACCUACUUGUGUUUGUCUGUUGGUUUUAUAUGCAUAUCUGAAAUUAAACUGAAUAUAUUAACAUUAUGUCUGAAAUAA